Messenger RNA from Cyclopterus lumpus (lumpfish), 5432 nucleotides. RefSeq names its product G protein-coupled receptor kinase interacting ArfGAP 1 (gene git1). The record is from RefSeq and is a predicted model, not a curated record. The coding region runs from base 390 to 2780 and encodes 796 amino acids. Gene Ontology annotation, molecular function: protein binding; GTPase activator activity. Gene Ontology annotation, biological process: brain development; regulation of ARF protein signal transduction. The transcript is spliced from 21 exons. NCBI's taxonomy places the organism in Eukaryota, Metazoa, Chordata, Actinopteri, Perciformes, Cyclopteridae.
GGGAUGUUGGGGGUGUGUGUGUGCGUGUGUGUGUGCGGAAACUGACAGGUAGAGAGCUGCCGUCUCUCGGUGAGUUGCAGGCAAUGCAGCGAACAGAUUUAGUAAAUAUUCCGUUAUGAGGUUCAUGCAAACGGCCAGAGCCACUAUGUUCGCGUAGCCCCGGCUCCAGACUUGACUUCGGCAGUGGACGUGGGCGAGGAGACCCGCAGGAGCAAACCGGGAAAUCCAACUGUCAGCUGGCCGGGAAAACCGAUCGCACCACCCGGCUUCCGGGGAUUCAAGGGCCGCGUCGGUAGACAGCAGACGUCGGCCGGGGUAGCUCCGGGGAGUGAGGGCGAAACAACCACAUCAUCGCCGACAUCCAUCUCUCGAUCUCAGCGACUUUCGAGAUGUCAAGGAAGCUACAGAGGACGGAGGUCUGCGCCGACUGCAGUGCGCCAGACCCGGGCUGGACCAGUAUCAACCGAGGGGUCCUGAUCUGUGAUGAAUGCUGUUCAGUCCACCGCAGCUUAGGCCGCCACAUCUCCAUAGUCAAGCACCUGAGGCACAGCGGAUGGCCUCCCGCACUCCUGCAGAUGGUUCAGACCUUGGCCAGUAACGGGGCCAACUCAAUAUGGGAACACAGUCUCCUGGACCCUGCUCAGGUACAGAGCGGUCGGAGGAAACCCAACCCCCAGGACAAAGUCCAUCCCACUAAGUCAGAGUUCAUCAGAGCAAAGUACCAGAUGCUGGCCUUUGUGCACAAGCUGCCCUGCCGUGACGAUGAUGGCGUCACUACCAAGGACCUUAGUAAGCAACUGCACUCGAGUGUGCGGACGGGGAGUUUGGAGACAUGUCUUCGGCUCCUGUCACUCGGCGCGCAGGCCAACUUCUUCCACCCGGAGAAAGGCACCACCCCGCUCCAUGUGGCAGCCAAGGCGGGGCAGAUCCUGCAGGCCGAGCUGCUGGUGGUGUACGGCGCUGACCCCGGAGCGCCUGACAUCAACGGACGCACGCCUAUGGACUACGCGAGGCAGGCCGGCCACAUAGAGCUCGCAGAGCGGCUGGUCGAGUGUCAGUACGAACUGACGGACAGACUCGCUUUCUACCUGUGUGGACGGCGUCCAGAUCACAAGAAUGGCCAUUAUAUCAUUCCUCAAAUGGCAGACAGAGCUCGUCCUAAGUGCCCAACACAGAGUCUGGACCUCUCCGAAUUGGCCAAGGCGGCCAAGAAGAAGCUCCAAGCGCUCAACAACCGACUGUUUGAGGAGCUAGCGAUGGACGUCUAUGACGAGGUAGACCGCCGAGAAAACGAUGCAGUUUGGCUUACGACCCAGAACCACAGCACGCUGGUCACCGAGCGCAGCGCGGUGCCCUUCCUGCCCGUCAAUCCUGAAUACUCUGCCACGCGCAACCAGGGCCGCCAGAAGCUGGCUCGUUUCAACGCCCGGGAGUUCGCCACGCUCAUCAUCGACAUCCUGAGCGACGCCAAAAGGAGACAGCAGGGGAAAGGACUCAGCAGCCCUACUGACACGUUAGAUCUGGGCAUCGAUGAUGACCAGCAUGACUACGACAGCGUAGCGUCGGAUGAAGACACAGACAGCGAGCUGACCACGCAGAACAACAACAACACGCAACGCAGCAACCGUGCAAAGAGCAUGGACUCAUCAGACCUGUCAGACGGCCCCAUCACCCUGCAGGAGUACCUGGAGGUGAAGAAGGCCCUGGCCUCCUCAGAAGCCAAGGUGCAGCAGCUGAUGAAGGUCAACAACAACCUGAGCGAGGAGCUCCGGCGGCUCCAGAAGGAGAUCACGCGGAUGCAGACAGAGAACAGUGCGCUGCGGGGGUGCCAGCAGGCUGGGGGGCCAGCUGGCCAUGGGGUAGGGGGACCUGGCGGAGGAGGAGGAGGAGGAGGAGGAGGAGGAGGGGGUGGAGGAGGAGGCCACUGGCAAGGGGGCGGGAUGAGAGGAGGUGUAGGCGGAGGGGGCCCGGGUGGGUUUGGGACAGGAGUGGACCCCCCAGGGCUGUCGGUGCCCUCCUCAGUCGCCCCCAACUCCCACUCCUACCGAAGGGACCGCCAGGCCUUCUCAAUGUACGAGCCAGGGGCGGCCCCCGGCCCCACGGCCCAUGGUCCCCCAGUCCUGGACUCCCUGGCAGCCCGCCUGCAGCCCCUCAACACACCCAGCGUACGGAAGGGCGGCACAGGGGGCCCGGCGUCGUACGGGGGCCAUCAUCUGUCUGGGUCGACCGAGAUGGGCCGAUACAUGGGGACCAAAUCGGAGAAGCACGGCAGCGGCACCGACAGCGACUAUGACAACACGCAGACGUACGACUUCUCGCUAAGUAUGGGCCGCAGCAGCGAGGAGGAAGGCCGUGGGGAUUCUGAGGAGGGGGGAGGUGGGGAGGCGUGGGAGCCAGACCCCACCUUGCCCUGCACAGAGGACGUCAUACUGAAGACCGAGCAGGUGACCAAGAACAUCCAGGAGCUGCUCAGGGCUGCUCAGGAGUUCAAACACGACAGCUUUGUUCCGUGCUCCGAGAAGAUCCACUCUGCUGUCACUGAGAUGGCCUCUCUCUUCCCCAGACGCCCGGCGUUGGACGCGGUGCACAGCUCCCUGCGCUUGUUGGCUUCCAGCGCCUCGCGGUUGCAGGUGGAGUGCCGCAAGGCGGCGCCCUCGGAGCCCGGGGGCCCCGCGGUGGACUACCAGCUGCUCACCCAGCAGGUCAUCCAGUGCGCCUACGACAUCGCCAAGGCUGCCAAGCAACUGGUCACCAUCACGACCCGGGAGAAGAAACAGUGACCCGACAAAAUGCGUGGAACGGAUGGAGAGGGGAGGGGCCAAGAAAGAUGGGAGGAGCUUCUUAAACAGGAGACGGAGGGUGGAAACCUGAUCACACUGCGUUGUAAAGAGGGAGGGGGAGUGACUGAUGGGGCGCAAUGAGGAAAGAAGACGUUUGGAAUAUGCAUGGAAAAAAAGGAAUCGGAUGAAAGCAAAAGAUAAUUGAUUGUUUAGUAGAAACACCACUGAGGGCCGGAGAAGGGAGAAAUUCCACAAGUGCGGAAGAGAAAGUAGAGAAAGGACAAGUGGGAGGAUCCCACACGGGAACGACGGCCUGCCUAAGUGACCUGUUGGAAUCAGACGUGUAUAAUAAACCGCUACAAACUGUGACGAGCACGCGUGAGACGCUGAGCGAUGUACAGUGAACCGGCUACCGGAGACGUUACCGCUUUUUUUAAUUUAUUCUGACCCGUCACUCGUCGUCCCUCUCUCGCCCCGUUUACCUGAGCUAGAAGAGUGAGGGAGGGUACGCCGCGAAGAGGGAAGUAGAACGACCCGCCGCGACAUACGCCGCAUCAUCUCCAUCCCCUCCGUACGGCGGAGUCAGGACGUUCUCUCUCUCUCUCUCUCUCUCUCUCUAUCUCUCUCUCUCUCUCUCUCUCUCUCUCUCUCUCUCUCUCUCUCUAUCUCUCUCUCUCCAACCAGACAUGAGGCUCUCCUCUGUCUCCUUUCCCGUCCCAGACAGGAUGUGCUUGCGGUGCAGAGAAGAGACCCCCCCCCCUUAUUGUCGGUGGUACACAGCAUGGUCCGGCAUGUUUUAAUUUCUUUCCUCUCUUGCUUCGUCGUCGUCUUUUUCUUUGUUGUGUUUUAAUACGCAGAUGGGUUUGGUCUGCACUUUAAAUUUUUUUAUUUUUUUUUUAGCUUUUCUUUUUUACACGGACAAAGAUUACUGACUUACACUGGAAUAAUUUUUGUGUUAUUGUUGUUGUUUAUCAUGCCUAUUGUUUUUUUUUUUUUUUAUUGAUAUUUUUACUGUCAUCUUGAUUUAACUGUUUAUGUAUGUUUUUAUUCUUAUUGUCUCUCAAAUACGAUUCUCAUUUUCAUGUGCUCAACUGGGAUUCACGAAAACACACAGACACACACACACACACACACACACACACACACACAGACACGUUUUUGGUGUUGAUUUUCUGUCACACCGAGAGCCCCUCGGUGCAUGGGGACAGGACCAUUUGCCUCAUUUAGCAGAGCCAGUGGAAUCAUCUCUUCAAUCAGUAUGCCAUGUACACGGUGGGUGUGCACCCGGGUGCUUAUAUUACACAGCAGCCACUAUUUGCAUGCAUGCAGACAAAUGUUUAGUCCCAUUAGGUCGAUGCACAUGUAUGUUGCAGUGCCGCUUGAAGUCGUCCCGACUGAGAGAUGCUCAUCACUUCACCCCGAGGAGAACGCGUUGCUCAUCCGAGACGGAUUCAACCCCUGAUGUAGUUUGUGUCGCGUCGACGUCUCUCGAGUGUCCGGUGAUCUCGGAUCGAGGCCACGAGAGUUUGGGAGCAAAGAAGAGAGCGCACCCUGAGCUCACUGUGGGUGUAAAGCUUGUUGAACUGAUGCCGAAGGAAUCUGUAACCAAGGCUGGCAGGUGGGAUGUAACAUGUUUACCUCGCUGGCAGGAGGACCGUCCUCUUCUGGUUUGGACUCACCACUGACCUCAAAGUGUUGGUCUUGCGUUGGUAUAUUCUAUAUUCUAUAAUCCGGCUCGGUGCUCAGACGGCCUCUUGCACAUAAAAUUGACUUGCCUGAAACACUGACCUCCAAACAGCUGUUGCAUCUCAUCAUUUUUUUUUUUUUUUUUUGUCCUCGUACUGCAAUUAGACCUCAAUUAGCCCCGGACACUUUGAGAGGCUGAUGCUAGACCACCGUCAGCGCAUCCCUGUCCACUUUAUUCAUGUUUCAUUUUUCACUUCCUUUUUUUUUCAUCACUCUCGCACUCUUUUUUUUUUGUUUGUUUGUUUUCUGUACCCUGUCAACACCGAUCAUGUCCAGAAGUCUCGUGAAAUGUAUCAUCAUCGUCAUCUCCAUCAUCACCAUCAUCAUCAUCAUCAUCAUCUCCUGACAGCAAAAGCAAAGAAACACCGGUCCCUUCAAUCACGAUUGCCCAAGUUCUAGACUCCUUAUAUACGAACAUAUAUUUUCAUGCUAUAUUUUAUAUUAAGCUAUACGUUGGGGUGUGUCUGCGAGAUAUUUCAGUCUAUUUUGUCGGCCCCGCGUGGGCUUCAGGCUACGGGAGAGCUUCAUUCAGCGCUUCAGACUUGACACCAAUGUACUUGUAGAUAUUUUGAGUCUCGUGAAAUAUGGUUAUGCUUGUGGUAUCGGCCCCUUUUUUUUUUAAUGUAGUUAUAAGUGUACAUAUUAGCGAUCCUACCACGAGGAGCCAGAACACCAGUUUGAUGCUCCAUCUUCAAACACCCCGCUGGGUGAAGUAGGAUCUACGCGAUGUACCCCCCCCCCCCCCCCCCCGAAGUUCUUCACUCAAGUACAUUGCGUGCAGGAUGCAGGGUUUGACCGAUGGGAACGGUCUGAAGCGCUACAGUCAUCUCAAAAUGUUAAGAGGGGGGAGAGGGGGGGGGGGGGAGAUCAACAAUGCACAUGGCCCGGUCCUUCCCCCCCCCCCCC